GCUCUGCGCUAGCGAUUUGUCGAUGACGGUGGACGACAGCAGCAGCAAAACGGCAAUAGCGUGUGUGAAUUAAUUUUGAUUUUAAACAAAGUGUCUUUAUUUUUAUUCGUUGUGCUAUUAUCUGCCAUCACUUUCGCUCAUGUGACGGUCCAUAUGCGAGCGCGUGCGACAGCGAGAGCUUUUCCCCAAUUGUGUACAAUUUUCAAAUAUUUCCUAAUUAAGUUUAUAAUUAAAAUUAAUUGAAAAAUUACAUAUGCUUAAAUGCUUUUCUAAGUGAAGAAUAAAUACGAAUGAAUGAGUGCUUCCAGUGGGCACAGUGUGCGAACAGUGAAUAUCUGUACGAGUAUGUGAAUUUGGUUCAUAUGUGUAUACCUGGUGUUUGAAUAACGAAUAAACAUAAUUGAGCAGUUCAAAAUACAAAUAAAAAAAAAAAUCCAAGCGCAGCGGAAAAGCACUUGACCACCAAAAGGUGCAAAUGGCAACUCACGUCCUCCUGUUAUCUGCUUAGACCAGACAAAUCAUUCUGCGUUACCGCCUCGGAAUUUCAUAUUUGAAAUAUUUAAACUACACAACCAACAUAACUGCAUAUACAAUAGGGUACAUGGCGAGAUAUACCUUACGAACGACGUAGCAAAACAGUGAAUGAGUGCGAACGCCAAAGGAGGGCAGCAGCUACACUUUUUUUAUUUAAUAAUAUUGACAGAGAGCGCUCUCGCCAUAAGAGAGCAGCCGUCAGAGCCGCAGCGCUUGUAUACGCUUGCAGAGCAGCCCAAAAAGGCAAAAGCCGAACGAGUCAAAACAAAGUGUCUACGAAGAGACAGCAAAAGCAGAGCGCCAAAUAGCCUGGCAAGGCAACACACGCCAAAAACACUAAAAAGACCCCCACAAAUCCACAAGCUAACAUACAUAUGUACAUACAUGCUGCCACACACAUACCCCCCAGUGUACAACAACAACAGCGAGAGCAAUAAAAACGCACCGAGCACUACUAACUAGCAAAGGCAAAAGCAAAAACUACAGCGCUGUGAGCGUUUCUAAGCUGUGUGCGAGCAAGUUGAGUGGCCAGGUUUGCUGGGCCACAGAGCUCAGUUGACUGCAAAGCGUUUGAAACUUUUAAGUUUGCGAAACUCACUCAGUCAGUCAGUAGUCAGUAUUUAUUUGCUCAGCCGAGUGACGACCGCUUGGAGACGGUAUGCGCGGCAUUUAAGGGUUAAACGCAAAAAUUGUUUAAAAUAAAUUUCUAUUUGAGCAACACCCCUUUGCGGCCGGCGAGAUCCGCGAGCGAGCGUACCACGAGCGUUGGUCUGGCAUAGCGACGGCGUCGUCGUCGUCGUCGCCGUCAUAAUCAAAGCACGUUUUUCCUUAGCUGGCUGCGGCACACAUACUACUACAUAGAGACUCAAAAUUAUAUGGUUAUGUAGCGCUAGCUAUGUUUGGCCAGUGAAGUAGACAGACGAUACGGCACGCUGCCGUAAAGCGACAACAAAACAUCGUGUAAAAUCAACGAAUUUGACUGCCUCUACGAUUUGGCGUCGAGUGUGACGACGCUUACCUACCCAAAUAUCAAAAAAAAAAAAAUCUUUAAGCAACGAUAGACGCACAGGAGAAUGGCUGAACAGUUGGCCGGUCGGAACGUCUUGCUUCGUUAAGCUAGUGCCUGUUGUUUCCCUGACUGCGUGCGCUUGUCUGCUUGCCUGACUGCCUGCCUGCCUUACGCGUAAUCACACUACGAAGGAAGUGGAAGCCGACGGUGGAAAAAGAGAAGCAGAGCCGGAGGCAGAAGAAAACUCGUCGUCAUCGGCGUACUCAUCGCCUCGUCGUCAUCGUCGUCGUCGUAGUUGCCGUUGUUAUCGUCGGUUGUGUGCGAGCAGCGCGCGUGAGUGUGUGAAAUCAAAAUCCUCAAAAUUGUCGCUGCCUGCCUACGGUUAACUACUUCCUUCAGCAUAUCCAGACAGAUUCACAUUUAGUACGAGAUCUGUGCGGUACGGUGCGUGACGGCAAUAUUUUCGGUUUAAGCGGCAAACACAAGACGAUUUUAUUUCGUUACGAAGUCGACUGAGCUCGAUUGAAAUCGUUCGUCUCGUUUCGUUACGAUUUAGGCUGCUGCUGCUGUUGAUUCAGUGCGCUGCUGCGGUCAGCAAGAACAAAUAACACACAAAACCCAAAAAACAAAAAUCAGAAAAUAAAAUUGUCUACAAAAAGUGCAAAAUUAUUGGAGAAACUUGUGGCCAUACUAGUUGUGCGGUAUCGCAGGUCGUCACUACUACCACACACAGGUACAAACGGAUAUGGGUAUGAAAAAUGCAAAACAACAACACCAACAAGACACAACUAAUGACGCAGAAAAGUAGUUGUGGAAGGUAAGCAGCGCAUAGAAAGUUGCAACAUUGAGCAUUGUGAACAUGCGACACGGCGCUAAGCAGCAGCAUAUACUAUAUACCGUCGUAGAAGACGCAACUGAGGUAGCAGGACUUAAAUAUAGCGGCAGCUAAACGCUUGACGACAGCGUUACGGACACAAAAUACCAGCGUUGUAUACACGCAACAAGCAUUUGAAGAACGCUGAACGCUCGAGUGUGGCAUCAAGAAUUCGUCUAGCGCGCAGACUAGACACAGCUAAAAUAGAAAGACUAGCCGAAAACUAAGUACGCUGCUAACCGUAACGAGUUUAUAAAAAUUAAAAUACACACAUAACGGCAUAGAACGAAUGUAAUAAAAUACGACUGUGGCGCAGAAAUGUGGCAAAAGCAAUAAAAAUAAUAGAAAAUAAUAAAAAUAAGCGAAAAGUAAAGGAAACCUCACAGCUAGAAGGCCAGAAACAAGUAAAACGCCAAGCAAACGGAAAGAAAACUAAGAAAAUUAAAGUGAAAAUCCAACUGAAACACGCUGCGCUGCGGCUUUACUGCCUUUCUGACUGACUGACUGCCUGCCUGCUGCCUGCUUGACGCUCGCACACGCCUGGGCCGGCCGGACCAACAGCAACAACAACAACAACACACACACAGUCUAUUAGUAGUGGGGAAAUAGCGAUAGCAAACAGCUAGAGGCACACUUCCAACAGCAAUUGCGCGACAAGCCAGCUAGUCAUUCAGCCAGCCAGCAAGCGAGCGACGCGUCGGCAUGCGACGAGACGAAGCCGUUUUCGUAAAGCGAAGAAAAGUGGCGAAAGAAAAUUCAUAAUUUUUAAUAUUUAAAAUUAAAGUGGAAGCAAACACACACAAACACACGCACGCACACGAAUACGGGCACACAGCGCAAAGCGAUGAAAAUUGAGCGAAAAUAGAUAGCGGCAGUUGUAGUGUUGUACGUACAUACGUAUGUAUGUACAUAGUUGUAGUGGUGUUAGUGAAUAGAAAAUAUCUGCACAAGAAAGUGCAAUUGAAUAUUGAAUAGGCACAGGCACUGGCAAAGCAAAGCAAAACGUGUGUGUGCUCUCAAACCAAACCAAACCAAAACGUCAACGCCAACGUCAAGGCGGGGCAAAGGAAGCGCACGCUUACAACCACAACAACAACAAUAACAAAAACUACAAUAAAAUCACUCAAGCAAUUGUUCAAAUGUGCGCGCAUGUGUGUGGUUAAUUCAAAAGUAAAAUCGAAUUAAAGCGACGUAUGGGGUAUAAGCGUCUGCAAUAGUGGUAGUGUAUAGGCAUAUACGCGCGUGUGUGUGUGUGCGUAUAUAGUAUAUGUAUUGUGUUGUCGGGCAUGUGCUGAGUAUUGUAUGCACUUGUGCUUUCUUUACAAUUUUAAUUUUAAGCAAUUGUGAAGUGCUGUUGUUACAAUAUUAGUUAAGAAAAAAUAUAAACGAAAUAAAUAAUAAAAAUUAAAAUUAAAAAAAUAAAAAUUAAAACUAAAAAAAUAAAAAUUAAAACUAAAAAAUAUAAAAAUAAAAGUUAAAACUAAAAAAUAAUGUAUGUAGCUUAAGUUGAAAAAUUGCUGAAAAUUACAACAAUAACAACAACAAACAAAACUGGUCUACGCGCUUUCCAUAAACGGGAAGACCAACAAAUUAUGUGCCAUUUUCUAAACUAAUUAGUACAGUCGAACCGAGACUAAAGCAUAAAAUACAAAAUAAAACCACAAGUAAUCAAAUUAAAUAAUUUAAAAAUUAGUGUACAUAAUAAUUCAUAAGUGAUAAGUAAUAACAAAAACAACAAAUUUACAUGCUAAGCUUAGUGUAUUAUGCGCUAAUUACAAGAAAAAAUUAAGUAAUAGUAAAUAAAAUAGUGAAACACCGAUAUUUCCUAUAAUGCAAAGAAGCUUUAAAAAUGCAACAAUAACAAAAAAAUAAAAAUCGAAAAAAAAACGAGUGGAAAUUAACAAGGUCGUAGGUAUUCUUAACAGUAUUAUUAACACGUUAACACACAAACUUCCACCUACCAAACCAAAACAACACGCGUGACCCCCACAACGUGAAAAUAAAGGGAAAAUCAAAAAAACAACAGCAAAAAAAAUCCAAUACAAAACAAUCAUAAUAAAGCAACAGUGCACUAGCAGCACAACACGGUGCCACACAGCGCGCUAACACGACGCGACAAACCCACACAACAACAAAAAAUAAAAGAAAAUAAACAACAACAACAACCACAAACAAAAGGCGCAUAAAACACAGGCUGGAGCAAAACCGUGUGGAGUCGACGCAGACAUACAAAAAGUGUGCGCCUGAAUUAGAAAAAUAACAAAAAACGACGCAAACACACACAUACAACAACAAGCAGAAAAAAGAAAAACGAAAAUGUCCUGCAUAUCCAGCAAUUUCAGCUCGUUCUUCCUCAAUUCCCUCAACGAUUCGUCAGAAUUCGCCAAGUAUUUGAGCAAUGGCGAGUUAAAGUUUUCGUCCUUCGAGGAUUUUCAAGUGUUCGGCUCGGGUGCGGGCGCUGGCACGUCACCAGCGUCGCCAUCGCCAGCAGCUGGUGCCGCAGCCUCAUCAUCAUCAUUAACAGCGCAGCAGGCAGCAUCGCAACAACAGCAACAACAACAGUAUUACAAUGGUGGUGUUGGUAAUAGUGGCAACAACAACAAUGCCAAUAUAAGCGCUGGCGCCAACGCGACGGGGUUACCAAGCGGCAUUGAACAGCCAUAUAAUAACGGUGUGGCCGCAAUGAAUUCCAUUGGUAAUUGUGGCGGCACGGAAACGGCCAACACUUCCGCAUUAACGCCCGCCAACGCCUCCAAUACGGCACCGGCCGGCGUGCAACAGCUGCAACAUGGCGCACAUUUGCAUGCCGCACAUCACACACCCCAACAUCCCAACACUCACCUGUCACAUCACCCGCACCAACAUCCACAUGCGCAACAUCCUUACGCCGGUCAUGCACCGCAUACACCUGGCAGUCUAGCCGCUCCCAGCAAUGCCUUUCAUUCACACAAUCACCUCGCUUCACCGCACCUAACAACAGCUGCGACGACGCCAAAUUAUCCGACAACGCCACAGCGUUGGACUACAACUGCCGGUGCGAGUCCAAUGGUUAGCGGCUCGUCGGGCACACCACAUCCUAUAACGCAAUUGCAGAAUAGCAAUCAAUCGGGCACGCCUAUUGCGGCCAAUCCGAGUGGUGCACAGCAUUUUGAUGGUUCCUUUGAAUUCCUAAAAUACCUGCGUCACUCGAACGAUUACAAUAAUAGCGAGCCGCAAGGUGAUGCUGUCGCUGCCAGCGCCUCAGCUGGUCAAGUGCAAGCAUCAUCAUCAUCGUCGUCUAGCUUGAUCGAUUUGGAUAGUAGCACGUCGCAUAAAUCACGUUCUUCACGCAAAGCCGCCGCUCUAUUGUCUUCCGUAUCGCGCACUUCGAAUAGCCUUGAUGCCAAUGCGCUGGACGUCUUCGAUCAUGAUUCCAAACACACCAUUUUCGAUAUGCAUCACAUGACGGCUACAAAUAGUUCCAACUCGAAUGAAUCCUCCAUGGAGGUAUCCAAUUUGGCCUUUCCUAGCUCACACCUCAACGCUUCCAACUCGAAUACUUCUUCUGAGGGCGCCGCCACUGGCAGUUCGGAUUUCGCUAUGUUACACUCGAGUUCGGCGGCAAGCGCGCCCAAGCCAUUGGCUACCUUCACCAUCAAAGAUAACUUUGAUGUGCAUCCAUCGCACAAGGUGGAGGAGGGCAUAUUCCAGCAUAUGAAUAAGUUGCCGGCGAAGAAGAAGGAAAAUUUGAAACAAUUAGGUGUGCGUUUCACCGGUCAAAUGACGCUCUCGGAUAAAUCGAUAGUUGUCGAAAACUUCAUCAAGUUCUGUCAGGAAUACGACGUACAGGAUCAUCGACCAUUUCUCUCACUCAAUCAAAGUGGCUUAAAUAAGGCGGAUCAAAUAAAGUUUGCCCGUUAUUUGGGGCAGGGACUACCCACAUUUACGCUUUUCUGCAUUUAUAGUAAUUUCAAAAAUCUUUUCUGCACUAAACGAACAGAAAUCUACACAAAAGAUGGUUACAAUUUGCCUUAUAUAUUGGACAAAACGAAACGUUUUCUAUCAAAUACAACAGCAGAUUUAAAGAACAUGGUGCAUCAGCAAUCCAGUGAUGGCAUGGAUUUCGGACCGAAUGCUGGCGGUGGCUUGGACGGUGCCGGCGGCGGUGCGCGAGUCAGCAGCGGUUUUGAUGCGUUACCAGCGCGUUGUAUAAUGCCGAAGGUUUUGGAAAAUCUAAUGAUUUACGAAAAUUUCGAUGUACACGAAACACAUCGUGUCGAGGAUGGGGUCUGUACACAUAUAACACGUUUGCCGCCGAAAAAGCAGGAAAUAUUCAAACAGUUCGGUAUUCAGAGUAAUCAAACGGUAACCUUUUACGAAAAGUACAUAAUCGUCGAAAACUUCAGCAAAUUUUGCAAUGAAUAUAAGAUUUCCGAUCAUAGACCCUUUUUGGACUUCCAUGAGAGUGGCCUACCCAAAUGUGAGCAGGUCAAAUUUGUACGAUAUUUGGGGCAGGGAUUACCAAAUUUGACACUCAACAAGAUAUACUUAUCCUUCAAGGAUCUAUUGGGAAUGAAUCGCAUUGAAAAAACAACCGCUGAUGGCUACAAUUUGGAUAUGAUUUUGAAGAAGAAGAAAAAGAAUUUAUACAAUCGCAUGCAGGCCGCAGUUCAUAGAGAGAGUAGUGAACCGGCGCCGCCAACUCAAGCCAACGCUCAACCGACAACCGCACAACCGACGCAUCUCGAUGGCUUCAAGACCUAACAAUAACCAUUACAAGCGCACGAGUGCUAUAGCGUGGAGUCGCGGCUGGGCGUGAUGUGGCGGUGGAGUGCAAAGCAAAUGAAAGCAUUAAACUUGAAAUUAUACUUCCUGGAACUGGACCCGAAACUGUUGUGUCUUCAAAAAUUCAUGCAAAAAAUUAUGUUAAUUAAAAAUUAAAUGAAAAACAAGCGAAAGUAUAAAAAAACAUAUUCAUAAGUGCUAAAUUUAGAGGUUAUGGUUGUUAAGUUCAAAAUUUGUUUUUGAUAAAAAAAUCAAAAAAUUAAAAAAAUCAGUGCGAAAUGAUAAAUUUCAUAAAAAUUAAAUACUUGUACUAUAUAUGCAAAUUAAGACAAGCACACGUUAAUAUACAUACUAUAUACAAACACAGCAAAGAAAAAAUCAUAAACAACCGAAAAAGCAAUGUAGCGAAGUAUGCUAAGUUAUAGAUAAAUGAGGAUUCACAUUAAAAAAGUAUAAUGAAUGCAAGAAUAUUUAACAAAUCAAAAGUUAUGUAACACAAAGCUAGAAGAAGCAUCAAAAUUUUGAAGAAAUAUACAUACAUACAAUCAGAUUAGCAAAUUGUAAUUUAAAACAUUAAAUUUCGUUAAUAUUUAAAAUAGUUUUUUUGAAAUUCAUAAGCACCAGUUCUAUAUAGUUUUUUGAACAACAAAAAACAUUAACUAUAAUAACCUCACAAAUACAAAAGUUUCCAAUACAAGAACUAUAUACUACUUUGGUCCCAUCCAAGCUAUUUAUUCGGAGGUUGUACCUUUGUUUUGAAUAAUAUCUCGAAAAAUAAAAGUUUUCGAUACAAGCACUUUAUUUCGAUCGUUCAGUUUAUGUUGUUAUGUCAACUAUAUGCUAUAGUGGUCCGAUAUCGGCUAAAAGUGAUCAAAAUAUCACAUUUUUAUUCCAAACCGAGCGCAUAUACAGACAGAUGGACCCACAACAGUCGGAUCUACGUAACUGGAGCGGACCAAGGACUGUCGAUUUGACAGAAUUCUGUCGCUACAACAACAACAACAGCCGGACUUGGCUAAAUAGCCUCAGCUUGGCAUGCUGUUCAUUUAUAUAAUUUUUUAUAGGGUCUUGGACGUUUCCUACUAUACUCUGUUCAGGGUAAAAAAACUUGGAACACUAUUUUUAUUUUUAUAUAUGCUGAAUUAAUUUCCAAAUUAUUUGCUUUAGUGAAGCAGUACCUUGCUUUCACCUUCUUUUGAAAAUCUGCAAUAUUUAAAUAAAUUUUUAGCGCACUUUUUUUAUAAAAACGACUACAUAAAUCAAACAUACUCGCACCCAAAAAGUAAAAUAUGCAUAUAACACCAAAAUAAAGAAAAAACUAGAAUCAAAAA
Molecule: messenger RNA, 8512 nt
Organism: Bactrocera neohumeralis
Lineage: Eukaryota; Metazoa; Arthropoda; Insecta; Diptera; Tephritidae
Product: mucin-5AC
Exons: 8
Coding region: 4734-7160 (808 amino acids)
Source: RefSeq, a predicted model, not a curated record